AUUACUGUCUUGUUUGGCAACGGCUGAUUCUUAUACUUUUGACACCUAACUAGAAUAGUCCAAACUGGAGCAUAGAAGACCUCCCCUGGUUCAUUCCUUCUCCAAGAGAUCAAAGAAGAGAUCAAGAGUAGACACAAAGAAGCUGAUGGGUAGUAAUCCUUUUAUGGUACUGGUGCUUCAGAUCCUCCUGUUAUGGCCAGUUGCAACAUCAUCAUCCAUGAUUUCUUCAAUGGCAAUACCUGGUUGCCAAGAUAAAUGUGGGAACAUAACAGUUCCUUACCCAUUCGGAUUUGGAGCUGCAAAUUGUUACAGAAAAGGGUUUCAACUAACUUGCAAUGAUUCUUACAACCCUCCAAAGUUGUUCUUAUGGCACAAGGAAGUUCUGAAUGUUUCAUUACAAGGGCAGGUACAAAUCCAAUCCUUUUUAGCUCAAGAUUGUUACAAGAAGUCUGGAGACCAGUUAUUUAGGUAUGAACCUUACUUCAAUUUGGAUGGUCCUUUCACCUUCUCUGACACAGAGAACAGAUUCACAGUUCUGGGUUGUGACACUAUAGCAUCCAUUGGUGGCUUAAGUCAGGAAAACUUCAGUAGUGGGUGUAGCUUAGCUUGUAGUAAUGGAAAUGUUGUGACUAACGGGUCUUGUUCCAUUGGUUGCUGUCAGACCUCCAUCCCAAAAGGUUACAAGUUCUUCAACAUAAGCAUCACCAGCAACUACAACCACACCAAUGUUUGGUCCUUCAAUCCCUGUGGCUAUGCUUUCUUGGUUGAUUACAAGUCUCUAAACUUCUCAGUAUCCUAUCUCUUCAGUGAUUUCAAUGUCACUAAAGGAAGACAACUCCCAGUUGUGCUUGAUUGGGCAAUUGAAUGGACAGCCAAUAGUUCCCAAUCAUGUCAGGACCAAACUAGUUAUGCAUGUAGCAAGAACAGUAAUUGCUACAAUUCCAAGAAUGGUCAAGGUUAUAGUUGCAGUUGUUUCUCAGGUUACCAAGGGAACCCUUACCUCCCAAAUGGAUGCCAAGAUAUAGAUGAAUGUGAGGGCCCAAAGAAUAAUAAUUGCAUUUUGCAUUGUACCAAUUUGCCUGGGAGUUACAAGUGCUCAUGUCCACCUGGUUUUAGUGGAGAUGGGAUGAAACAGGGGAUAGGCUGCAUUCCCCUAAGGAAGUCUAAUCUGAUACAGGUCACCAUAGCUUCUGUCUUGGGUGGUUUGGGAUUGUCAUUUAUACUCUUUGGUUCCACAUGGUUACAUAAAGUAUUGAAGAAAAGAAGGAAAAGUAAACUCAAACAGAAGUUCUUCCAACAGAAUGGUGGUUUCUUACUACAACAAAUAUCUUCAACAAAUGGAAAUAUUGAGACAACAAAAAUUUUUAGUGAAGAAGAAUUGCAAAGGGCAACUGAUAACUAUAAUGAGAACAGAAUUCUGGGUCAAGGAGGGCAAGGUACUGUCUAUAAAGGUAUGCUAUCAGAUGGAAAAAUUGUAGCAAUCAAGAAAUCCAUAGGAGUUCAAGAUGAAGGCUUAAUUGAACAGUUCAUUAAUGAGGUUAUCAUUCUAUCACAAAUCAACCACAAAAAUGUUGUUAAAUUGUUUGGAUGUUGUUUGGAGACGGAAGUUCCUCUACUAGUUUACGAGUUCGUCUCUAAUGGAACUCUUUUCAGUCAUAUCCAUAAUAAAAGUGGCGAGUUUAUCUCCUUAACAUGGGACAAUCGUGUGAGAAUUGCUACAGAAGUUGCGGGAGCGCUAGCAUAUUUGCACUCAGCAGCUUCCAUACCUAUAUACCAUAGAGAUAUCAAGUCUACUAACAUACUCUUAGAUGACCGAUACGGAGCCAAAGUAUCAGAUUUCGGGAUUUCAAGGUCAGUGCCAGUUGAUAAAACUCACUUAACUACCUUAGUUCAAGGGACAUAUGGAUAUUUAGACCCGGAGUACUUCCAAUCAAGCCAAUUCACAGAGAAAAGUGAUGUUUAUAGCUUUGGAGUAGUACUUGUGGAGCUAUUAACAGGGGAAAUGCCUAUUUCUUUAAUGAGAUCACUAGAGAAGAAAAGUCUGGUUGCCUAUUUUAUUUCAUCAAUGGAGGAAAAUAGCCUCUUUGAGAUCCUUGAUGCUCAAGUUGUAAAAGAGGGUAAGAAAGAAGUACUUGAGGCAGUUGCUGUACUUGCAAAUAGAUGCUUGAUCAUGAAUGGUAAGAAAAGGCCAACAAUGAAAGAGGUUGCAACAGAACUAGAGGGAUUGAGAGCUUCUCCAUCAAAGAAUUUGUUUGUCCAAGAAAUCAAACAAGAUGAGGAGUGCAUUAUAACAGAACCAAUAGGCCUAUGGGAUACUAGUUCAGCUUCUACUACAUCUUGCACUAUUAAAACUAGUGCUACAAUUUCAUUAGAUGACCAGCCAUUACUACUUAAUCCAUCAUCAUAGUUGUUUUCUCACGAACAAGAAAGGGUG
Molecule: messenger RNA, 2434 nt
Organism: Macadamia integrifolia
Lineage: Eukaryota; Viridiplantae; Streptophyta; Magnoliopsida; Proteales; Proteaceae
Product: wall-associated receptor kinase 2-like
Exons: 3
Coding region: 146-2407 (753 amino acids)
Biological process (GO): cell surface receptor signaling pathway; protein phosphorylation
Cellular component (GO): plasma membrane
Molecular function (GO): calcium ion binding; protein serine/threonine kinase activity; polysaccharide binding
Source: RefSeq, a predicted model, not a curated record